AUAGGUAAGCACAAUGGUUCAAAAGUCGUAAUAAGGCAGACGUCCCACGAGGAGGUAGGGAUAGGAGUUGCUGGGGAGGUUAAUGUCCCCAAGGAUAGAUAAAUACUGACAGCAAAAUCUAUUAUUUUUGUCUGCAUAAACAUUCCUUCGAAACCAUAGUGCAUUGUAACUGCCCUUUCUUGGCACAAAAUGCCCUUCACGGUCAGUAUCAAUUACGGCUGUAUAGAAGUAGAAUCCGCUCUCUAUUACGGUUUGAUCAUGGGAAUUCUGAAGCAAAUAGCUUUGAGUGUGAUGGUGAUUCUAGGGACCAUUGCCAUUAUUCUAUAUUCGAUCUGGAUAUACCUUGGGUUAGAACAUAUUCCAAACCGAAUUGAAGAUAUCAAUUCACAACGGAAUGCUACAUACGAUUUCAUAAUAGUUGGAGCUGGGACGGCUGGAAGUGUUCUGGCCAACCGGCUCUCGGCGAAUCCAAACGUAUCAGUUCUCCUCGUGGAGGCUGGGGACGUGUUUGGAGCGGCUUCCAUUAUGCCGCUAUUCAGCACGGCCAUGCAACAAACCCGCUACGAUUGGGCUUUCCGUACAACGCCGCAGAAGUAUUCGUCACAUGGGCUAAUCAAUAAUCAACAAUUUCUACCGCGCGGCCGAGGGCUGGGCGGUUCGGGACAAAUCAAUUACAUGCUGCACUUUGCCGGGAUUAGAGAGGAUUUCGAACGAUGGCGACAGUUGGGAGCGUUGGAUUGGGGCUACGAGCAGAUGAAGCCCUACCUGGCGCGACAUGAGAAGCAAGUAGGGGAUGACGGCACGAUGUCGCAAGAAGCGUGCGAGCUGGAACUGAAGAAGGAUGACGAAAUUUUCGAGCAAAACCAAUAUCCAACGCUAUUGACUAAUAUGGAUAAAUCGGCCACCCUCAACUUUUGCUCCAGCCGAGUCCUAUCAUGCACCUCAGACACUGGACCCAAACUGCACAUCACAUCCGUUGAUCCAGAAAACAAUCUCCUGGCCAAAGCCUUCACGGAAGCUCCCAACUACUUGGGUCCGGAACACGACUUUAACGUAGCCCGGUACACCAUCCGGAACGGCAUCCGUUGGAGUAGCUACCACGCCUUUCUACGACCAGCAUUCAACCGACCGAACUUACAUCUGCUGACUCACUCAAUGGUAGAGAAGAUCCUUUUUGAUGCACAAAAGAGAGUCUCCGCGAUUGUCGUCAAAACCCCCGGUAGUAACGACUCCGUUGAAAUCAAAUCCACCAGAGAAGUGAUACUCUGCGCCGGUGCUUUCCAAACUCCUCAAAUCUUGAAGCUAUCGGGAAUCGGUCCGGCCACGGAACUCAAGCGGCACGGCAUUCCCAUCGUUCACGACUCACCGAACGUCGGCCAGAACUACUUCGACCACCUGAACCUUCCUCUGUUCGUCUCGAUCAAUGCCACGGCCAGUGUCACCGUGAACAAAAUCCUAAAUCCCCGUACCAUCGCAGACUACCUAAGCAAGGGCACCGGAGUUCUCGCCACAACCGCCGUGGCCGGAAUCGGAAGUCUCCGUGGUGGCAAGUUUGGGAUCAUCUUGUUCGGCAUGGGAAGCGUCGACGAACAGGCGCUGCGGCAUGUGUCCAACCUGCAACGGGAUACGUUCCGGGCGUUCUUCCCGCUGCAUCACAACACCAGCCAGGAAGGGUUCCUGUUUCUGAACACGUGCCACCAACCGAAGAGCCGAGGGGCGGUGUUUUUGAAGGACCGAAGGGUCGAGUCUCCACCGUUUAUUAACCCGAACUACCUGAAGGAUCGCUACGACGUGGGGUGCAUGAGUGAUGCCAUCCGAUUGGCCGCGAAAACUGUGGACAGCGAGCCGUUCCGACGUUUGGGCGCCAUACUGCACUGGCCACGGGUGAAACGGUGUGCCAACUUUGGCCCGUUCGAGGAGGAUUUUCUAACCAAUCGACCGAGUGAUCGAUACUUGGAGUGUAUUCUGAGGGUGGCGGCCUUGACCGGACACCAUCCGGGCGGAACGGCCGCUAUGGGACUUCACUCGGAAGCGGUGGUGGAUAACAAUUUAAGGGUUAACGGAGUAACUGGAUUGCGGGUGGUCGACGCCAGUGUGUUUCCAGCACCCGUUUCAGGGACCCCAAAUUCGGUGGUGAUUUCCGUUGCCGAAAAAGCCGCUGACAUUGUUAUGAAAGACUUUUCGGAAAAUUGAGUGUCACCUGUUUAAGGUAAGUUUUUUUUGUAAUCUAUUGUUAUUAAUAUCAUACGUUUUAGACAAAAAAGCAGUGUAGCACUCAUUUCAGAGAAAUUCCUUUUGUUUGCAUCAUCCCAUUAAUUGUAAAUCAGCGGAAGUAGAGUUUCGAUGAGUCUUGGGUGAUGUUCGUCCAGUUUUCCUGAAAGUUUAGGGUUCCCUGCAAGGUUCCCAUGUU
Molecule: messenger RNA, 2410 nt
Organism: Aedes albopictus (Asian tiger mosquito)
Lineage: Eukaryota; Metazoa; Arthropoda; Insecta; Diptera; Culicidae
Gene: ninaG
Product: neither inactivation nor afterpotential protein G
Exons: 5
Coding region: 190-2193 (667 amino acids)
Molecular function (GO): oxidoreductase activity, acting on CH-OH group of donors; flavin adenine dinucleotide binding
Source: RefSeq, a predicted model, not a curated record